AUGACCGAUGACGAGUCUUUUGAAGGAGACGAUUGGGAUAGCUUGGAUGUGCAAGCAGUAGAUAAAAUUGAGCACGAAUUACAAAACAACAAUGUUGGAUUGCAAGGGUAUUCAGUUGAUGAAUAUAUAGAAGCGCAUAAUCAGGAGCCACUUCGAUUACAGCACGAACUAGAUCGAGAUGCUGCUCAACAAUGGGUCUAUCCAAUCAAUGUGUCAUUUCGAGAUUACCAAUUCAACAUUGUUAAAAAAGCACUCUUUCAAAACGUCCUAGUUGCUUUGCCAACAGGUCUUGGUAAAACCUUUAUAGCUGCGGCGGUGAUGAUGAAUUACUUGCGAUGGUUUCCCAAAAGUUAUGUUAUUUUCAUGGCUCCUACGAAACCCCUAGUGACCCAGCAAAUGGAAGCUUGUUACAAAAUAACAGGAAUACCACGAAAGAAAACGGCCGAAUUAAGUGGCCAAGUACAGGCUGGCAUCCGAAAUCAGUACUAUCAAGAAAGGAAUGUAUUCUUCGUCACUCCUCAAACACUUUUAAACGAUUUAAAACAUGGAAUUUGUGAUCGCACAAAUAUAUCGUGUUUGGUCAUUGACGAGGCACAUCGCAGUACCGGAAACUAUGCUUAUGUAGAGGUUGUUCGUCUGUUGUACUUUGGGAAUAAAAACUUUCGAAUCCUGGCAUUGAGUGCAACUCCUGGAAGUAAGAUUGAUACUAUUCAGAGCGUUAUAGAUUCACUGCAUAUUUCUUGUAUAGAAGUUCGUAACGAGAACAGCAUUGAUAUCGCACAAUACGUACAUAAAAAGGAAGUAGAUCGAAUUCUAGUGGAUUUGUCCCCUGACAUAAUAGACUUGAGGGAUCGGUUUGCUUCUCUUUUAGAGCCAAUGCUAUUAAAACUGAAUCAAGGAAACCUUUACCGAGUACAAAACGCUAGAGAAAUCAAUUCGUUUACUUUGGUACAAGCAAAACAAGCUUUUUUGGCGACUUCCGGACAAAACUUUGCAAAUAACCAACGUUGGGAUAUUUUGAAUACAUUCGAUGCGCUUGCUACGUUUGCAUAUCCUCUCAAUCUUUUAUUAAAUCAUGGCGUUCGUCCCUUUUGCGAAAAGCUUCACGAAAUUGAAGAAGAAUGCUCAACCGGGCGAGCAGGUUAUAAGAGAAGGGUUUUGUCAAAUCCUGAAUUUAAGUCGUUGCUAGACGAUACUAAAAGUUUGCUUCAAAAUAACGAUUAUUAUGGGCACCCAAAGCUUGAACAUUUGCAAGAAAUUGUAGCUAAUCAUUUUGGUACGGAAAAUAAAGACAAUGAAGAUACAAGAAUCAUGAUUUUCGUCGAGAUUCGAUCUAGUGCUGAGGAAAUAUUUCGCAUACUAAGUCGCAGCUAUCCUACAGUGAGGCCUGCAAUUUUUAUCGGUCAAUCUUCAGUUAAAAAAACUACAGGAAUGUCGCAGAAAUCGCAAAAUGAAACAGUGAGACAGUUCCACAAAGGUGAUGUUAACACAUUGAUAGCUACUUCAAUAGGUGAAGAAGGUUUGGAUAUUGGAGAGGUCGACAUGAUUAUCUGCUACGACGCCUCGGCUUCUCCGAUUCGAAUGCUACAGCGAAUGGGUAGAACUGGAAGAAAACGUAAAGGUUAUAUAUACAUGCUGUUGACGCGUGGAAAAGAAGAAGCUAAAUGGGAGCGCGCCAAAGACGCUCAUAGAACAAUUCAAGAUAAUAUCAUCCAUGGGAGAGGACUCGUUUUAUCUGACAAAUCUCAUAGAAUUCUUCCUAAAGAAAUUCAGCCUUUGUGUGAAAAAAAGGUUGUGGAGAUUCCAGAAGAAAAUGCUGCUCCUCUUGUGGGUUCAAAAGAUAAGGAAAAGCAAAAACAAAAAACAAAAAAGAAAUUUUUUAUGCCAGAGAAUGCCUUACAUGGUUUUAUACAAGUAUCAAGUCUUACAAAACCUAAACGGUCGUCUAAAGUUGAAGAUACCUUUGAAAUUACUGAAGACGAACCUACUGCUGAACAUAACGAAAAACUAAUUUAUUAUAGACAAGUACCAAAGAGGACGAUAGAUAUACAUAAAGGACGAGAUUUCAAAAACAUGAAUACGACAAGCAGAGUCCCCCACUCCUUGGCUUUCAAAUGCAUACAAUCUUUUUUAAAUAAUAUGAAUCGAUAUAAAGAUUCCUCAAUCUCUUACAAAUGGAAAGAGAUAUUUCAAAAGAGUUUAGAAGAAGAAAGCACGAAUGACUUUUCUCACAAGAAACCAAAGAUUUCUAAUCUAAAUCUGAAAAAACACUUUGAUGCUACCUUAGCAAGAGAUUCUAGAAUUUUAUCGAAAGGGAGAUUAGAGCACCGAAAAUUAUACCACUCGAAAAACGGUGUUGAUGCAUCAAAUCUAGAAGAAAAUAUAGAGAAAGAUCUUCCGAGUUUGAACCUCACGUCUUCUCAAAACCACACAAACACUGAUACCAACUCCUCUUACGCAGAUAGACAACGUCGACUACAGCAACUAGUAGAAAGGCGUAAACGAUCGAAAGGAAUGUGGGUAUAG
This is a messenger RNA of Schizosaccharomyces osmophilus, 2526 nucleotides long. It is a transcript of the gene fml1, whose product is annotated as ATP-dependent 3' to 5' DNA helicase. Gene Ontology annotation, biological process: interstrand cross-link repair; replication fork reversal; double-strand break repair via synthesis-dependent strand annealing. Gene Ontology annotation, molecular function: 3'-5' DNA helicase activity; hydrolase activity; four-way junction helicase activity. Lineage: Eukaryota; Fungi; Ascomycota; Schizosaccharomycetes; Schizosaccharomycetales; Schizosaccharomycetaceae. The transcript is spliced from 2 exons. Bases 1 to 2526 code for a protein of 841 amino acids. The record is from RefSeq and is a predicted model, not a curated record.